CUUCACCUUGACCUUUCAUCAGCCUCAAAACUCCGCCGCAGAAAUCAUCACAGCACUUCUUUAUAAGAACACUGGCCUUCCCCAGCCAAUUGCCUUCUCUUUGCUUCGCAGUUCUUUUCCCCUUCGUCUCGAGCACUCCAAUCCGUCACAUUUCAUGAUUUCCCGUACUCCCCGAGCCGCGACACCUCGCGCGCGUGUUUCGUCCUGCUUAACCUCACAGCCCUCAUCCUCAUUUCCAUUUUCAUUUUCAUUUUCAUUGUCAUCGCGAAUCUCCACUUCAACCUCAUCUCUACCAAGGGGCACCAUUACCCCCGCCAUCCUAUCCCGUCAGCCUCCACUCCCAUCCCUCACCAUGUCUUGUUCCUUGUCUACGACCGCCCCCUCGUCCGCCUGCGCUUCACCAUCCUCCCCCCGCCGCUCCCCCCGCGGCUCCUCCCGUCUCACCCACGAAACCCUCCCGUCCUCCUCCAUCAAAGUCCUCCGCUCAGUCGACGCCCUCCGCGCCUGGCGCAACCCCCUCCGCCAAGACCACCGCACCGUGGCCCUCGUCCCGACCAUGGGCGCCUUACACCAAGGCCACCUCGCCCUGAUCCGCGCCGCCGCCGCCGAGUGCCACCACGUCGUCGUCUCCCUCUUCCUCAACCCGGCCCAGUUCGGCCGCAACGAGGACCUCUCCUCCUACCCGUCCACCUGGGACGCCGACGCCGCCCGCCUCGCCACCCUCGACCGCGCCCUCGCCGACGACGCCGCCAACCUGGGCCGCCUCUCCGCCGUCUUCGCCCCCUCCGUCCACGACAUGUACCCCGAGGGCUUCCCCGGCCAGGACGUCGCCUCCGACGGCAGCUUCGUCACCAUCACCCCGUUGGCCCGCCUCCUCGAGGGCGCCUCCCGCCCCACCUUCUUCCGCGGCGUCGCCACCGUCUGCACCAAGCUCUUCAACGCCGUCCAGCCCGACCGCGUCUACUUUGGCCAGAAGGACGCCCAGCAGGCCGUCCUCAUCCGCCGUCUCGUCCGCGACUUCCUCGUCCCCACCCACGUCGUCGUCGUCCCCACCGUGCGCGAACCCGACGGCCUCGCCCUCAGCUCCCGCAACGUCUACCUGGGCCCCCGCCGCAGGAACGUCGCCCCCGUGCUGCACCAUGCCCUCCGCGCCGCAGAACGCGCCUAUGAAACCCACGCCUCGCGCCACAGGGACGCCAUCCUGCGCCCCGCGAGGGACCACGCCUCCUCGGUCCUCGCUGCGCAGACCGCCCUCCCUCCGAGCCAGAGGGCCUUGUUCGAGGUGGAUUAUCUGUCCCUCUCGGACCCGGACACCAUGGAGGAGCUGGAGACGGUCGACCCGACAAGAGGCGCCAUCCUCAGCGGCGCCAUCAAGAUGUUGCCCGCCGAGGAUCCCCAGCCGGGAGAGGACCUCGGUCACAGCGGCGGGCCGGCCGUGAGGCUCAUCGAUAAUAUCAUCCUGAAGCCAGCCACAACCGCAUAAACCAUAAGAAUCAACCAAGCCCAUUCGAGAUGAUAGACAUCUUUGUCUUGAUAUGGAUGAGUACCUAAGAGUUGGAUGCAUUCGCAUUAUCAUAAUAUAGAGUCUAGACAUGUACGGAUAUUAUUACAUGACAAAAAAUAACAUAAACCCAAACCCAA
Sodiomyces alkalinus F11 is the source of this 1641-nucleotide messenger RNA. RefSeq names its product pantoate-beta-alanine ligase-like protein. The record is from RefSeq and is a predicted model, not a curated record. Gene Ontology annotation, molecular function: pantoate-beta-alanine ligase activity. The transcript has a single exon. NCBI's taxonomy places the organism in Eukaryota, Fungi, Ascomycota, Sordariomycetes, Glomerellales, Plectosphaerellaceae. Gene Ontology annotation, biological process: pantothenate biosynthetic process. Bases 353 to 1483 code for a protein of 376 amino acids.